AUAAGCUAUCCGUUUCUACAGCCUAAAUAUUAGGGACUAAUAUGCGCGGCCGCUCUUUCGGCGUAUAGACAGGGACUGCGCGAUUCAUCAUAGCUAGGCAGCGCAUCAUAGGACGCUUCGACAAUACUUGGCGUUCACCUAUACUUUGCCUCUAGUUUUGAGACUUCACUUCUUUGCUCGAUUAUCUGAGGCAUUUAUACCCUCUCUUCCUUCGUAGUCACUGAAGGUGUUGGAAUAAUCUCUCUCAUCUAGACCUAAACCACUUAUAUAUAUCUUGACAGCAAAAAAGUAUCUUCCGUUUGCCGUCAUUGAUUCCUAUUAUUUAUUUACUAUUUACACGCCACGUAGCCCGUCUACCGUUUGUCCCUAGACCAAGAUGGGCGGGCAAUUUUCACCUGUCGACCCUUUGAGAUGCCCUCACUACGCCCAAUUUGCGUCCGGUCUUGAUAGAAUCCAUUUCGACGGCAUCUACUGGACGCUCUUUUUUCUGGUCAUCUUUAUACUAUUUGCUUCGUCAUGGGUUUAUCAAUCGACGAUGAUGUAUCGAGAAAAACACGGGUUCUGCGAAGAUGAGUUUCGGCGGAGAGUUAAAAUCGGCCUUGCUUGGUGUACGCUAUUAUUCUUAAUCGCAGCCGUCUUGCUAGUGAUCGAAGUGUACGCGCUUCUAGCACUGCAAUUCUGCGACGGCGAAGACCUCAUGGCUCUAUACUGGUCUACAUGGACGACGCUACAACUGGGUUCCGAGAUUGCCAUUCUCGGUGUUGUACUGUCGUUGUGGCAUCAUCUUAGCAACGUCCAGCUUCCGCUUUGGGCUCUCGCGUUAGGCACUCCUGUUCUAGUCGUCGCAGGAAUCGGACAUGCUAUUCAAGCUGCGUGCCGAAUGUUCUACAAUCGCGUGCGGGCCCGCAGACGGGCCCGAAGGGACACCAUUGAUGCCGAGGCGGGCGAGAAACGGGAAGACAGCGACUCUAUUUGUGCAAGCACUAAACCAGCGCACGAGCACAACAGCAUCCGGGGAAAUGAAAUAUGCAUGUACUUCGAGAUGGACGUGGGCGACGACGAACGCGUAAGGAAGUGGCCGUGCUUUGUCGGACUGUCAAAUGGCAAGUCGAUUAUCCGCCUCUCUACGCACUCGGGGAAUUUCUCGAAUUCACCUUGACAUUACUUCUAAGCCGGAGCACAUCAUCAUUGCUUCUUUACGUAGUAGAAGCGCUUAGCUCGCUUUUAGUUAUUACUACUUUAAGGCUCAGUACGACGGGAGCAUGGUGGCUGUAGGUCAAUGGGAUCUUUAGGUUCUACCGAUCCAUAGCUUCAAUGCGGAUAU
Daldinia decipiens is the source of this 1324-nucleotide messenger RNA. RefSeq lists its product as uncharacterized. The record is from RefSeq and is a predicted model, not a curated record. The coding region runs from base 377 to 1159 and encodes 260 amino acids. The transcript has 5 exons. Lineage: Eukaryota; Fungi; Ascomycota; Sordariomycetes; Xylariales; Hypoxylaceae.